Messenger RNA from Haliotis rubra (blacklip abalone), 1275 nucleotides. RefSeq names its product mucin-2-like. The transcript is spliced from 7 exons. The coding region runs from base 106 to 1275 and encodes 389 amino acids. The record is from RefSeq and is a predicted model, not a curated record. NCBI's taxonomy places the organism in Eukaryota, Metazoa, Mollusca, Gastropoda, Lepetellida, Haliotidae.
GUAAAGGAACAUUCAUCACACACGGAUUAGUCGGAGAUUGAUAAUGGGAAUACUUAGAUAUACUGCACGUUUCUAUUGUAAAGACAUUUUUGCAGAAGAGAAGUGAUGGCGGGUGUGUUUCAACGAUGGAAGAACCUGCUGUUGCUGUUGCUGCUGCUGAAUCAGACUCUGGACGUCCACACAGCGCUGUUUUUUCCUACCACGGCAUUUUACAUAAUGUCUGGCCCCAACUUCAUCAGCGAAGGUGACGGACCCUUAGAAGUCACAGUCUCACGAUUCGCACCUUCACUAGCUCAGCCUGCGACGAUUUAUUACACAAUCGAAACAACCGUGCCUGCUAGUAGCAACAUUGUCGAGACAUCGGUGGCGACCGGAGGCAACAUCUCGGCAGUCUUCCCGCCUUUCAUCUCAGCCAUCACCAUAAGCGUACCUAUCAGUGACGACUCGAUUUUCGAGGGCACGGAAUCUUUUCACAUCAGGAUCUUGACUACCAGUACCGGAAGCCCUGGGCCUGAAGACACCUUCACGUUUACCAUUAUCGACGAUGAUGGAAGAAUCACGGAGUGGACAGAGUGGGUGCAGGGGGACUGUACAGGGGCGUGUGGGAUGCAGGAGAGGGUGGACACAAGGACAAGGAUGUGUGACACGGAACAUCAGGAUGAUAUCCGGAUGUGUUUGCCAUUCGUCGCCAGUGAAAACAGAACAGUGAACUGUAUCUCACCUAUGUGUACAACCACAACGGCAACCACAUCAACCACAACACCUCCAACAACUACUACAACAACACCCACAACAUCCACAACCACAACGACACCCCCAACGUCCACAACGACAGAGAUACCAGCAACAACCACAACAACACCCCCGACAACCACAACAACGCCUCCAACAACAACCACAGAGACCGCACCAACAACAACCUCCAACAACAACCACCGAUGCCAACAACAACCAACAACAACCACCAGAUACCAACAACCACAACAACACCCCGACAACCACCACAACACCUCCAACAACCACCACAGAGAUGCCAACCUCCAACAACAACAACAACCGACAACCACCAGUGGUCCAGCUGGUCAGCUCUCGGACCUUGCUCCACUACAUGUGGCCUUGGCUGCGUCUCCCGUGAAAGGUCAAGGCCAUGUCCAAGUAAUGACCCUACGUGCAAUGAAGAGCAAGUUCAAACAGAGUCAAUGGAAUGCAAUGUUGGAAUUUGUCCAGAAUGGGGAGACUGGCAUGAAUGGCAGGAUGACGGCUGCUGCUCGGUAA